Molecule: messenger RNA, 1350 nt
Organism: Stegostoma tigrinum
Lineage: Eukaryota; Metazoa; Chordata; Chondrichthyes; Orectolobiformes; Stegostomatidae
Product: probable G-protein coupled receptor 139
Exons: 4
Coding region: 43-1350 (435 amino acids)
Biological process (GO): G protein-coupled receptor signaling pathway
Cellular component (GO): membrane
Molecular function (GO): G protein-coupled receptor activity
Source: RefSeq, a predicted model, not a curated record
AGUUUUAUCUUUCUGAGUGGUCAGAUCACCUCGCACAGAAAAAUGCAUCAAACAAUUCAACACGUGGAGAGAGUGUUCUACACCGCCUUAGCUUUUAUCGGCACCCCUGUAAAUUUACUGGCAAUUGUUAUCCUUUCCCGGGGAAAAUGUGGAGUAUCCCCUUGCACUACUCGUUACCUGGUGGUUAUGGCAGCUGCUGAUCUGAUGGUCAUCUUCACUGAUGUUAUACUGACAAGCUUUCGCACUUAUUAUUACCCGCUCUGCUUCCUGGACAUCACACCUGUGUGCAGUGUCAACAUGGUGCUGUUCCGUACAGCCAGGGACUGCUCCGUCUGGUUCACCAUCACUUUCUCCUUUGAUCGAUUUGUGACCAUCUGUUGUCGGAAGCUCAGAACGAUGUAUUGCACCGACAAAACUGCAGCUGUGGUCCUCACAUCAACCAGCGCACUACUCUCUUUGAAAAACAUCCCCUUCUAUUUUCAGUUUGAACCAUGGAGGAUAAUCGAAAAUGUACCGUUCUACUGUAAAACAAAGUCAGGCUACUUUACUGAGACUUGGUGGGUGGCGUUAGACUGGCUGGAUACUGUUUUAACUCCUUUACUGCCAUUUGCUUUAAUUCUGUUGUUCAAUGCAUUAACAGUCAAACACAUUUUAGUCGCAAGUCGUGUUCGGAAGAGGCUGAAGGGUGAGAGCAAUGGUCAGAAUCACAGAGACACAGAGUUGGAGAGCAGAAGGAAAUCUGUGAUUUUGCUUUUUGCCAUCACUGGGAGCUUCAUCCUUCAGUGGUCAAUGAUUGUUGUAUAUUUCUUCUCUUACAUCUUUCAGGGUAACAAUAGCGCUGAUUACUCAUCUUUUCUACUUCACUUCAAAAAAAUUGGUAUAAUGCUACAGAGGUUAAAUUGUUGCACAAACACAUUUAUUUAUGCAGCAACAUUGUCCAGGUUCAGAGCGAAAGUACAAAUUCUAAUUGAGAAAGAAUUCAGUAGUGUAGGGGCGGAGAUCACCGUGGGCAUGUUAAGCUUCUUCUCCUCAUACCUCAAAAAUAACAUUGCAAGGCAUUGGGCAAAACUGCUCUGUCUCCAAAAACAUUCUUUGAAGAACGAAAGAAGCGUGCAGUACGAGAGGCUCCAUCCAAAAGAAAACCUCCUGCUUUUCCAGCGGUGCUUGUUGCAUUAUAUCACUUUCCCAAAUAUCCAUCAUAACUCGAGUCCAGUCAUGUUGAAGAUCGAGAGAAUUGGAAAUAAUUGCAGAGACCCAGAGAUGGAGAGCAGAAGGAAGUCUAUGAUUUUGCUGUUAACCAUCUCUGUUACCUUCAUCCUCCCGUGGUUAAUCAAUGUUGCAAUAUUCUAA